Messenger RNA from Sipha flava (yellow sugarcane aphid), 1151 nucleotides. RefSeq names its product GILT-like protein 1. The transcript has 6 exons. Bases 291 to 1043 code for a protein of 250 amino acids. Gene Ontology annotation, molecular function: oxidoreductase activity, acting on a sulfur group of donors, disulfide as acceptor. Lineage: Eukaryota; Metazoa; Arthropoda; Insecta; Hemiptera; Aphididae. The record is from RefSeq and is a predicted model, not a curated record.
CCGAAAACGGCAUGCGGUUGCGACGUCGCGAUAACGGCGCGGCGAAAUGCGUGAACGUUGGCGUCGCGAAAAUUUCCGUGAAAUCCCACUGCGCGGCCCCCUCACCCGUUCGCCAAGCCGUCCCUUGUUGCCGCCCGGUGGCCGGACCCGACGCGACACGUGUACGGCCGCGCAGUACUCGCCCAGACGACGAUCGUCGUACGUGCUCCUUGUACACGUUGCCGCCCGCCAUGACCGCCGCACGGGUUGCCCGCAGCACGGACCACCGUUGGUGAGCAGACCGUGCGACCAUGUACCCGAACGGUUCGAGGGUCCGCAGGUUGUUCUCGUCGACCCGGGUCCGCGUGUGCCUGGCGUUUCUAGCCGUGCUGGUCGUCUGGCAACUGUUCAGGACCGUCAUCGACAUCAACAACGCGCAGAAAUUAUCUAAUCCGUUACCUGUUCGGUACUACGAUAACUCGUUGACGAAAGACGGUAAAAACGAAAUAGCAUACUAUCUUCCAGUUGGCAUUUACUACGAGGCUCUGUGUCCAGACUCUAGAAACUUUAUACUUCAACACUUGCUCCCAUCUUUCAAUAAAGCUCCAGGCAGUUUUGACAUUGAGUUUAUUCCAUAUGGUAAAGCUAAGAUUCAUGAAAAUUCUGAUGGCUCUAUAACGUUUGAUUGUCAACAUGGACCAGUUGAAUGCCAAGCUAAUAAAAUUCAUUCGUGUGCUACUCGACAUAUUAAAGAGAAAAGUGUACUUAUAAAAUAUAUAUCCUGCAUGAUUGAUAAUAAUUAUGAACCAAAAAAGAUUGGAAUUGAUUGUGCUGAAAAAUUCAAUGUGAAUUGGAAUAAGAUUAAUGCUUGUUCAGAAAGUAAAGAAGGUGAACAGUUAUUAAAACAGAAUGGUGAAGCCACAGACAAAUUAUGGCCUAGAGUUUCAUUCAUUCCGACAAUAACAAUCAAUCAUGAACAACCUAGACAAGCUUCUGUGCUGAAAAAUUUUUGGAGUGUUGCUUGCAGUUAUUUUCCAUCCGAAUCAAAACCAGCUGAUUGUUAAAUUGUUAGAAAUGUUAGAUUUUUAACAACAAAGGUAUACAUUAUAAUAUUAUUAACAUUUUAAUUAUGAUAAGAUUUUGUGAUAUAAAUAUAUGUACAUUCAAUUUUA